Messenger RNA from Lodderomyces pseudojiufengensis, 1260 nucleotides. RefSeq lists its product as uncharacterized. The transcript has a single exon. Lineage: Eukaryota; Fungi; Ascomycota; Pichiomycetes; Serinales; Debaryomycetaceae. Bases 1 to 1260 code for a protein of 419 amino acids. The record is from RefSeq and is a predicted model, not a curated record.
AUGUCAGAUAAUCCAAAUCAAAAACAAUUAGAAGAACUUGCAAGGUUGGAGUCAUACAAUAUUAAAAAACUUGAUCCUAAAGUUGGAGGAUAUCUUUCAAAUGUCCGUACAAUGACUUCUUUAGGUCCAUUGGACUUAAUGGAAUUAUGGCAUGUUCUUGGGGCUGGCAGGGAAUGUAAAUUUAUGGCCAUCAAUGUAAAAACUGGAGAAUUAAAGUAUAAGUCUGGUAAAAUUUACUGUCUUGGAUUUGAAGAAGAUUCAACUUUAUUAGAAUUGAGCUUACAUCCUCAAAAGGGUAGAUUGGAUUUAAUUAUUUGUCAAAAUCAACAAGUUUUUGCUAGAAAUGGAACAAAAAUUGAUGACGGUAAAUUCAAAUAUAAACUUGAUUACACUUUGUCAGAUGACGCUUAUCAUUUACCACUUUAUAAGGAUCGAGUAUUGGUACCAGGGAUUUAUUUUAGAGCUCAGAGCAUUAUUAAGGGUGCUACAGAAAAUGAUGAAGCUGCUGCAGUGGUCCGUCAUUGGUUGGAAACACUCGGUAUCGAUCUUUCCUUGACUCAAACAUUUAUUAACUUGCUUGGUUGUUUUUGCAAGUAUGGUAAUAUUUAUGAAAAUGAAAUUUUGGUUAAUGGAAAUUCUAAAGAAUUUUUUAAAGCAAUAUUUAACAAGUUAGAUUUCACUUACACAAAUCUGGGUAAUGGUUUACAUUUAACGGCUUUAAAUGACAAAAACAAAAUUUUUAUUGAUAAUAUAAGAUUUUUAUUUGGAAUUGAUUCUACUAACGAGGUUGAUCCUGUUACUAGUGGAAACAUUAGGUUGAUACCCGAACUUAUUUUCAAUUUGGAUAAAGUAGCUGCUUAUUCAUUUUUGUUGGGAAUGAGUGGUCAUAAUCAUGAUUAUAAGGAAAAGAUAAGAGUUAAUACAGACCAUACUAUUUUGGUAGAUCAAAUACAAAGGUUGGGUGCUCAUGCAGGAGUUUUCUGUUCCAUAGAUGAAACUCCUCAAUUUUGGAGAGUUAAUAUAUGUACCGAAUUGAAGGACAAGGAAAAAUCAUUUCCAAUCUUUACUCCAGAUAACAUUAAACGUAUAAUGGUGAAGGAAAAUUUUAUUUACUCAAUACAAUUUGAUGAAGAAGAUGAAUUUGAUCAUCUUUUGGUUAAUUCAGCUUUCAGGGAUGAAACAACACUCUUAUUUACAAGAAUGGAUAGACCAAUUUUAGUUAAAAGUUACAGUGCUGGUAGUCAUUCAAGUCCUGAAUAA